AGCCAGCGGUUGGGCAGGGAGCAGGGAAGCCCAGGAUAGGGAAAGCUGGGGGGGGGGAAGAGGGCGCUGGGGCUCAUAGCUGCCAGGCAGGAAGUUGGGGGGAGUGAGCAAGCCAGCUCUGGGAAGUUUGCAAAGCUGUCAGUGUGUGAGGAGUGAGCGGCUGCACAGAGCCCUCUCGGCCCGUGUCGUGCCUGCAGGCUGAGUGUCAGGGAGAAGGCCAGAAAGAAAGGAGGACUCCUGCUCUGCCAGCAUCACUUGGCCCUGCUGUCAAGGCCUAAGGGCCCAGGCCAUGUGCAGCUGACCCGAGGACCCAGGGAGAGGAUCACCAAGAACUGGGAAUGGCCGGACCUGGGGCCAUCGCAUGGCUCUGUAUUUGGUGGGGCCUCCUGGCCAGAGAGGUCUGGGGCAUGAACUAUCCUCCCAGGUACAAUCUAUACACAGGAAGCAACUUGCCUUUCACACAGCUCCAAGGGACAGCACAAGCAACCAAUGGGGCCCGAGUGGCCAGCCGCCACAGGAACUGGUGUGCUUAUGUGGUAUCACGGAGUGUGAGCUGUGUGGUGGAAGAUGGAGUCGACACGUAUGUGAAACCAGAUUAUCAGCCAUGUGUUUGGGGACAACUCCAGUGUCCUCGUGUUGUCACAUAUCGAAGUUUUGUGCGCCCACGCUAUAAGGUGGCCUAUAAGAUGGUCUCAGACUUGGAGUGGCGCUGCUGCCCUGGCUAUUCAGGCAAUGACUGUGCCGAAAGCGGGACGCUACUUGCUACCAGCCGACCACGACCCCAGCCUGGUCAACCCAACCUAUCCGGCUUUGGCAACCCACUCAGUGGUGGAGAAGGACACAGGGACUCAGCGAAAGUCCAACAGCUGGAAGAAAAAGUGCAGAGCCUGACCAAGCAACUGCAAGACUUGCAGUCCACCAUGCAGGCCAAUAACGCCAAGCUGACCGAAGAUGUGCGCCGGGCAAUGGAGACCUCCCUGAACGGCAAGCAGCCAGCAGACGCCGCCGCACACCCGGAGAUGAAGGAAACCCUCAAUGAGAUCCAGCGCCACUUGCAGCGCCUCGACAACCGCAUCACCAGCCACGAGAACGGGCGAGGCACGGGCGGCAGCGGGUCAGACGUCCGGGGCGAGGUCAUCCGGGAGGUGGAGCGGCGCUUGCAGGACUCCUGCGCCUCCUGCCAGACGGGCGUGGAGGGGCUGAAGCGGCAGCAAGCCGACGACCACGACCGAAUGCGAGCUCUGGAGAAGUUGCUUUCCUCCCAGGACCAGCGGAACCGCGAAGCCGUGAGCGCCAUCCAGCAGCACGUCAGCCGCCUGGCCGAGCAGCUGCCCAAGGCGUGCUGCCCUCAGAGGGAGAGUCGGGUGGGCGAGCUGGAGCGCCGCCUGGAAACCGUGUCCGAUUCGGUAGCCGCGCUUAACGAGCACGUGGGAGGCCGGCCGCAGCCACAGGCGCCCUGGAGCGUGGACAGCCGAAUGACCGAAAUGGAGAGCCGCGUCAACACCACGCAGCGCAGCCUGGAGGAGCACUUGGUGGACUUGCAGGUCAUGCUGCAGGGAGCGGACGAUCGGCUCGGCCGGGCUGAGAGGCAGCUCGACUUCCUCUUCUCCCGUCUGAACGAUUUCCAGAGCCACGUGGGCCGCGCUCUGGCCAAUCUGUCGCGGGACAUCGGCGGGCUGAAGGACAGUAGCCUGCAGCAGCAGGGGGCGCUGGAGCGGGUCCGCGUCUCGGUUCACGCCUGCACCCAGAUCUGCACCGAACCGGGCAACCAGGACUCGCAGAUCAGCAGUAUCUUAAGCGACCUGGAACGGCGCGUGCUGGACAACGAGGGGCAACUGCGCUUGCUGGGCUCCAACCUCCACCAGCUCGACGUGUCGGGGAAAUUGCGAAACUUGCAAGGCUUGGUGGGAGCAAAUAGCGAAGCCCUUAGCAAGCUGGCCGGAGAAAUUGGCGAGCUUGAGAACCAGAUGGUGAUUUCCAUGAGUGCAGGGCCGCCAGAUUUAAUACGUUAUUCCAAUCGCACCAAUAAGCGCCUGGAUAAAUUGGAGCAAGAGGUCGAAAGGUUGGAACACCAUCCCUGCAGUCAGAGCUGCUCCCAGCUAUGGGGAGAAAUGAGACAGCUCAGGGAACAAGUGGAAACCUGCCAAACAGCCUGCCAACCAAUGGGAAAAAAGCCAGCACUGGGUACAGAGCAAGGGGAGACCUCCAAACCUUUGGAUGGCUUCAGCGUGACUGGCGGCAGCUCUAGCAUCCACCUUCAGUCUUUGCAGGGAGAGCUCUCCGAGGUGAUCUUGGGCUUCAGCUCACUCAAUGAGACACUGGCUGGGCUGCAGGCCACGGUGGAAAAGCAUGAAACCGACAUCCAUGAGCUGGGCACUACCAAGGAUCGCAUCAUCACAGAGAUCAACCGCGUACAGCAGGACGUGACGGAGCAUGUGGGCGAGAGUGACGUGCGCUUCCAGGACCUGGGUCAUGAGAUCCAUCGGUUUAGCGGUACUCUUCAAGUGGAGGCAUCAGACUGUCGGAGGGCCUCUGGAGGUCUGGCAGAGCGACUGACUAAGCUGGAAGGCACUUGUGAACGACUGGACCAUGUCUCAGGGAGCUUGCGCAAGAUUAAGGAAGGGCUGGACAAGCACAUAUCGGCUUUGUGGGGCUGCAUUCAUGAAGUGAAUGGGACUCUGCGCAGCCACGGAACCUUGUUAGAGAAGAUCCACGGCAGCCAGUUGGGCACCAUCCACCGCCACCUCAGUACUCUUAAUGGCUCCCUUCAUACUCUGAAGGGUCAGCUGCAUGACCUCACCCUGCAGGACUUCACAGGCCCUCCAGGUCUUCCAGGUCCCAUGGGAAAACAGGGCCCCCCAGGCCCGAUGGGAGCUCCUGGCAAGGAUGGAAAGACUGGCAUGGAGGGACCUCCAGGUUUCCCUGGAAAACAAGGACCACCAGGUCCACCUGGAAGAGUGCUCAAAGUCUCCUUCUCAGCGGCUCUGACAACCUGGCAUUUCAGUACUGGAACCAUCAUCUUUGACAAGGAGCUGGUGAACGAUGGCAAUUUCUAUAACCCAAAUACAGGAAUUUUCACAGCUCCUGUUUCUGGCCGCUAUCUGGUCAGCGCAAUUUUGACUGGGCACAGAGGUGAGAAGGUUGAGGCGGUGCUCUCCCUUUCCAACAAGGCCAUUGCCCGCAGCGACUCAGCUGGAUAUCAGCCUGAAGGACUGGAGAACAAACCGGUGGCUGAAAGCCAACCAAGUGCUGGUGCUUUGGCAGUCUUCACUCUCAUUGUCCCAAUGGAGUCUGAUGAGACCCUUUGUGUGGACCUCGUGUCUGGCCAGCUAGCCCACUCUCCAGAUGAGCCACUGACAGUUUUCAGUGCUGCCUUGCUUUAUGAGGAAGAUUUGGGGGUCCAUAUAGUUCCUCAAUGGGGGUAGGGAGCAGCCCAAAGCAGCCCACAGCCCAGCAGGGAAAGGGAUCCCAAGGAACCCCAACUUGCACCCUAAUAACACCUCUGUUCUUCCUUUCUGGGCUGGUAUCACCGAGCGAUGGUAGAGAUAUAGUGAUUAAGGUGUUGGAUUCGGACUAGGGAAAAGCAGGGUCAAGUCUUCUCUUAGCCAUGGAAGUUCACGGAGUGACUUUGGGCCAUUUACUCUCUUUUAGGCCAGCCUACCUCACAGGGUUGCUGUUGUGGGGAUAAAACAACAGGCAUUCCCAUGGAAACUGCCUUGAACCUUGGUGGAAAGGCAAGGUAUAAAUCUAAUAAACCAAUACAUUGGCAGCUUUUGCCACCCCAGAUUCCUGAGAACUUAAGUUGUUUCAAGCAAACUUUUUGCUGGCACUUCCUAUUUCCCUCCUGCCCGCCCUAAGGCAUGAACCAUGGAGAGUUUCCGCCUUUCAAAGGCCCUGCAGGCUAUGCUAUAGGUGUAUUAGUACUCCCUGCAUUGUCUAGAAGAAAAAGGCAGAAAGUGCAGCUGCCUAGACCAAGAGAACAUGUUGUCAAUGACAGUGAUGGCAAACCUAUGACAUGCAUGUCAAAGCUGACACACCACAACAUUUUGAGUAACUCUCCAGAGUUUAUGCCAACGUUCAACAACUAUUCUCAAAAGCACACCCCAUUCUCCUGCAAUUUUCAGAGGCUGUGGAGGCCAGGCAAGAAUGAGGUGUGCUUUGGUACAGCUGCUGGGUCCUCCAGAAGUCAGGCAAGAGGGUCAUGCUCUUACAUAGCCUCCUAAGCCUCUGAAAAUCAUGCAAGAACAGAUCGUGCUUUUGUGUGGUUUCUAGAGGCUGUGAAAGCCAUGGAAGAGCAUUCUCCAAAGCCUUAUUUGACCUGAAGCAAAAUCAGGUGGGCUGCAAGAACCAGUUAACAGAAGGAGAACAUCCCCUAAAGGUAAGUGGCACAUAGCAGAUGCUGGGGAAUGUUGGGCCAUGGGGGCAAUUCUGCCAUAGCCUGAAGCUUUUGUGCCUUUAUUAGCGGCAGUGGUGGUGCUAGGGAUGAAGUUGAGGCCUGGGCUAAUGUUCAGGGUGGCUUAGAUGCGGUAGAUAGAGAAUUAUUUCUCUUUUGUUUGGGGUGUGUGUUUGUGUGUGUGUGUGUGUGUGUGUGUGUGUGUGUGUGAGAGAGAGAGAGAGAGAGAGAGAGAGAGAGAGGUCAGCAGAGUUAAGUGUUUUCUGAAGUUUUGACAUGUCGAGCCAAAAAGUUCGCCAUCAUUGGUUUAGGAAUUAGCCCUUCCUUACUUGCUGUGGAAUGGAGGGAAGAAUCCUUUUUGUUAUUUAUCUGUGUCUGUCAUUUCCUGGAAAAAAUGCCCACUGCUCUUUUUUGCAUCGCCAACUGACUCCCUGCUUUGCCCACAUUUUCUCACAACCCGCAUUGUCUCAUCUAAUCAUGUCUGCUGCCAAGCUGCCAAAAACCAGGCCAAUUUGCUAUAGAUUUAAGAGUCCUGGAUUUCUAAGCCACAAAGCCACUAAUUCCUACAAUAAGCGAGGAAGAAAAGAUAUCUUUUGCAAUCUUUUUGGCAGAGUUGUAAGCAGAGGAAGGUGGUGAUGAAUGGAAAGUAAUUCCACCUCUCUCUGUUUCGUCCCUUAUGUAUAUGCUGUAUAAUGGCUAAAUUCAGCUAAUGAUAUAAUUAUUGAAUAAAUUUUUUUUUUUAAAAAAAAG
This is a messenger RNA of Crotalus tigris (Tiger rattlesnake), 5143 nucleotides long. It is a transcript of the gene EMILIN1, whose product is annotated as elastin microfibril interfacer 1. Gene Ontology annotation, molecular function: protein binding. Lineage: Eukaryota; Metazoa; Chordata; Lepidosauria; Squamata; Viperidae. Bases 339 to 3425 code for a protein of 1028 amino acids. The record is from RefSeq and is a predicted model, not a curated record. The transcript has 8 exons.